CCUAAGGCCGAGUCGCUCGCCGAGCCACGCAAGAUCAAGCGCCUGACGCGGGGCGAGCGCGAGAAGAUGGGCGAAACGUACGAGUGGACGGCGUGGGUGAGCACGUGCGGCGUCGUGUCCAUCGCCAUCACCGCCACCUACCUCCGUCUGCUGCGCGAGGUGUCCGACACCGGGGCUUUUCCCUGGUCGGAGCUCGUCGCGCAGCUGGCGCUCAUCGCGGGUGCGGCGGUGGGCAUGGAGUUUUACGCUCGUUACGCGCACAAGUACCUGUGGCACGAUUCGCUGCCGAUCUGGCUGCUGCACGAGUCGCACCACCUACCGAGGGAAGGUGCGUUCGAGGCGAACGAUAUCUUCGCCAUCGCCAACGGCGUCCCGGCCUUCGCGCUCUGCGCCUAUGGGUUUUUGACCCCCGGCUUAUUCGGCGGGUUAUGCUUUGGCGCCGGGCUCGGCAUCACCCUCUUUGGCAUUGCGUACAUGUACGUGCACGACGGCUUGGUGCACAAGCGGUUCCCCACCGGCCCGCUGGGUAAGCUCCCGUUCCUCCGCAAGAUCGCCGCGGGUCACACCAUCCACCACACCGAGGCUUUCGACGGCGUGCCGUGGGGCUUGUUCCUCGGCAUACAGGAGCUCGAGCAGGUUCCCGGCGGGCUCGCCGAGCUCGAAGCCGUGAUGGAGGCGGCGGAUAGGAAGUCGGCG
Micromonas commoda is the source of this 696-nucleotide messenger RNA. RefSeq lists its product with no specific name. The record is from RefSeq and is a predicted model, not a curated record. Gene Ontology annotation, molecular function: iron ion binding; beta-carotene 3-hydroxylase activity. The annotation marks the transcript as partial. The transcript is spliced from 2 exons. Gene Ontology annotation, cellular component: chloroplast. Gene Ontology annotation, biological process: xanthophyll biosynthetic process; carotene metabolic process. NCBI's taxonomy places the organism in Eukaryota, Viridiplantae, Chlorophyta, Mamiellophyceae, Mamiellales, Mamiellaceae.